This is a messenger RNA of Monascus purpureus, 2870 nucleotides long. Lineage: Eukaryota; Fungi; Ascomycota; Eurotiomycetes; Eurotiales; Aspergillaceae. The record is from the annotation of a GenBank genome assembly.
UUGUUGUAUGGGUAUAUGAUGUAAAAAGGUAAUGUUAUGGUAUUUAAAAGAAUGCUUUUCGGUUGGCUCCUAAUCCUAAGAAGCUUUGCUGCGAUUUUGAUCGACUGUUGUCUUGCAUCGGCGCAUGGCAUAUUAUCUAUAGAGAUUCUCCGUCCCAAGAACCUAGUCUACAGUGAUCAUCUUUUUCCCUUUUCUGGUUUCUUCUCAAUACUUUUUCGUCUUCGUUUCUUUGUUUCUUCGUGGCUCGAUGUUGAGAUCUCGAGUCUCCAAUUACUGGAGGCCAUAUUGCUAAACAUUAGUACAGGCUUUCGAUUCUAUCUUCCUCAAUGAAAAUAUAUAUCUCAGUGGCCCAUGUCAAUUCCAAAUCAUCUAGACGAGUAAGAAAAUGUCCAGGUUGGUGGUAGCUGAAGCAAACAGAAGGGGCGGAUUCCACACAUGAUCUGGGCAAGGUUCGUUCUUUCCAGCUUCGAAGUUGCUACCCAAACAUGUCCUCUUCUGGCGGCCAUCUUCUCUCUCAUGCGAAGAUUCCACGAGGAGAUUCCCAGCCGAAGCAACCAUGGGCUGGUUUGAUAGUUUCUCGUUCUUGCAAUCGCUAUACGGUGGUCAGAGAUCUCGCAGCCACAUCCCUCGUCCACAAUCCGAUGAUGCUGUUCCUCUUCGCCGGGAUUCAACAACUGAAGCGAACCGUGGUAUAAGUUCGACCUCUCCAUCUCAUUCCAACGUUGAUACUACGAGCUAUAUCGCCAACGGCGACGAUGAGUCCACGACUCUCGAACAUUGGAUCGUGCCACCAGAGCAUAUCGAGCAGUCACAGGCAGACGUCGAGGUCUCCAAUAACCCGAGAGCUGUCAAUAGUGCUUGCCCCGAUCCACAUGUGCCAUCCUCUGAGUUGAGGCAAUCGAAAAGAUUAUCAAGGGGAUUGGCGGGAUUCAUGACAUUUUUCCGUCGUAACAAAGCUCGGCAUGACCUCUCGAUUUCGAUCCCGGCUCAUAAAUCUCGACGGCCUGCCAUCAGCAGUAUCUUGUUUAAAGACGAUGGGGUUAAUGGGACUACAGGAGACACUUGUGAUGCAGAAGAUACUCGUCUGCAUACGCAACAUAGUCAACGGGUUGGUCAUCACGGUGUGGAAUGUCUAGCCGACGAUGCAUCCCGGAAAGUCAGCGAUCAAACUAUCCUCUCAGAAGAGUCUGCCCGUACAAGUGCAACUGUCAGUCACCAUCCAUUGAAGCGUACGCCCCAUCCGGUAACAACGGGAUACCCGAACUACGUGUAUGAGAAACCGUUUGAUGGGAUUCAAGGAAUCUCAUCCUCUGUGAUAGAACCAACCCCCUCAGGGCCGUCGAAAUGCACCGUCGGCUCUAUGAAGCUGUCUAGCUCGGAAUGCAGUGACGAUGAAUCCCAGAUAAUAUAUCGUGCGGCUACAAUUCCAGAAGAACUUCGGCAUCAUACACCUCGGAAUCAUCCUUUCAUUCCGACAAGCACUCCACGUGAAACCUCACGCCGCGAAGUUUCUGAGGGUAGCACCGUGUCCAGUUUAUUUGAUCAGAGAGAAGCUGCUGUUGCGUUCAACAGAGUAGCUGAAAGAUUGGGUCUGCAACCUCUGAAACUAGACGGCGACGAUGUUCGGACUGUUUUCACCCAGUCAAACAUUGCUCCCGAGGAAACCCUGCCCAGACAUCGGGAAAGGUUUCUUGGUAAGAUUCGAACAAUGCGGUCAAACAUGAGCAUGAAAACUCCUCCAGAUUCUUCUGAACGAACCUUGCGCCGUAUUAAGACCCUUGCCAAUAUCUCUUCUCGUCCUCUUCCGAUGACGUCCCUGAAAGGAAGAUCGUUAGAAACUCUUGCACGCCUAGGAGGACAUAGUUUUCUCACGCUACCUGCAGACUUCGUGCCAACUACGCUUAAACUGCCAGUGUGUUUUGUAGCAACGGCCACAUUCUUGAGAUGCCACGCCCCAGGUGUACGAAAUGUGUUCCUUGACAAAGGUAGCACGAGGGUGGCCACGAACAUAUAUGAUCAUUUUGCAAAUCAAGUCCUGUCUGCGGAAAAGGAAAAUGACACGAUUCAGAUGACAAUGAGAGGGUCCGACAUGCCUCCUGACUUGAUCGUGCUAAACAGAAGCUCCAGAGCUAAAGAUACCUCUCAAGUCCAGGCAGUAGCCUGUGUGUUCAAGUCUUUGCUAGCCGGACUUCCUGGAGGCGUCUUAGGUUCUGUGACAUUAUACAAUGCUUUGGUUGGCAUUUCUCGUCGACCCUUCUCUGAAUCGGAAUUCAAUGACGGCAAAAGCUACCUCGGGGGGCUGACUCCUGCUUCAUCGGCAAAGGUUCAUGCAAUUACGCUGGCGGUCUUAGCGAUGACGAGUGAAAUGCAACUUGAGCUCAUCUGUGCAGUUUUUGGCCUCUGCACAGUAUUACUGUAUGAAACUAAGAGGGUGACUGAAUUUCAGAGGUUGGCAGGCAGUACCCAAAAUCAUCGUCCAGUUCCCCUCAGUGGACUGUUGGAUUUGAAUCGGCUGAGCCAUUUUUUUGGUCCGGUGCUGAUAGACCCUGAGAAUGAAUUGCAAGCUUCAUCUACUGGGAGUGCAAAAAAGGCUGAGUGUGAGACAGUGACAAGAAUGCUCAUCGAAAAUUGGCGUAAUGUCAGUAGACUUUUGAAGGUGUGGGCAGCGCUUGGCUAUCCUGCAAGACGGGCUGCUGUGCCAUGGACAACUUGUAACGAUAAAGGAGCGCAAUACCUAUAAUUACGUGGGGAAAACUUCAGACUGUUUUAGUUUCUAUAGUGGUGAUUGAGGUUAUCCAGUUAUGUUCAGUCGACCGUUGAUAGAGACGAAUACUUGGAAUAAGCUUAGGAAAUACAAAGGGAAUUCUGCA